AUGACAUUCAACGAAUUAAAGAAAGCAAUGAAGGUCAUCCACGACAUCUUUGAGAAGAAGCGCUCAGGCAAUGAUGGAGCUACGAAUGACUAUGACUUUGCGGACCAUUUACUUGAGCAAAUAAAGAAAGAAGGCACUUUUUUGAAUGAGGAAAUUGCGAGGGACCUGGUAUUUUUGUUUCUAUUUGCUGCCCAUGAAACGACUUCAACUGCUUUGACUGUGGCCUUGAGGUAUCUAGAUGGCCAUCCACGUGUUAUGGCUGAACUAAAGAGAGAACAUGAAAAUAUUCUUAAAAUGCGAGAAACAGAAGGUUCUAGUAUUUCAUGGAAGGAGUACAAGUCUAUGACUUUCACACACGUGGUUAUAAAUGAAACAGUUAGGCUUGCAAAUAUUGCCCCUGGGAUUUUGCGCAAAGUUGUCAAGGAAGUUGAAGUAAAAGGGUAUACAAUUCCUGCUGGCUGGACGGUAAUGGUUUGUCCAUCAUCUGUUCAUUUGGAUCCUAAUGUAUAUGAAAACCCACAUGAAUUUGACCCAUGGCGAUGGGAGGGCAAAGAAUUACACGCGGGAUCAAAAAAUUUCAUGGCAUUUGCUGGUGGUACGAGGCUUUGCGUUGGUGCUGACUAUGCAAAGGUGCAGAUGUCAAUUUUUCUGCAUUACUUGGUCACAAAAUACACGUAA
Messenger RNA from Coffea eugenioides, 678 nucleotides. Its product is annotated as cytochrome P450 87A3-like. Lineage: Eukaryota; Viridiplantae; Streptophyta; Magnoliopsida; Gentianales; Rubiaceae. The transcript has 5 exons. Gene Ontology annotation, biological process: sterol metabolic process. Bases 1 to 678 code for a protein of 225 amino acids. Gene Ontology annotation, molecular function: heme binding; iron ion binding; monooxygenase activity. The record is from RefSeq and is a predicted model, not a curated record.